Molecule: messenger RNA, 4342 nt
Organism: Pocillopora meandrina
Lineage: Eukaryota; Metazoa; Cnidaria; Anthozoa; Scleractinia; Pocilloporidae
Source: the annotation of a GenBank genome assembly
AUGAAGAAACUAAGGGAAGCAAUUGAAAGAGAAUAUCGGAGGACUGAGGCAGUCCUUCCAAUGUACGAGAAAAAAAACGAAAUUGUUCAGCUCAUAACGGAAAAUCAGGUCUGCGUUAUUCUUGGAGAAACCGGAUCAGGUAAAAGUACACAGAUGACCCAGUAUUUGUACGAGGCUGGUUUUGCUGAGAAGGGUUUAAUCGUUUGUACCCAGCCACGUAAAGUUGCUGCGACAAGCUUAGCAUCCCACGUCGCUCGAGAAAUAGGGAGCACUGUUGGAAAAGUAGUGGGCUGCCGUGUUGGAGGAAAUGUUCAAGCAAGUAAAGAGGUGACUGGUAUUGUGUACGUUACAAACCACAUUCUUCUCAAUGAGUGCCUAAAGGAUCCUAAGUUGUCCAAGUAUUCUUGCAUAAUAAUUGAUGAAGCACAUGAACGAAGUCUUUACUCGGACCUGCUUCUUGGCAUGAUCAAGAAAAGCCUUAUUCAGCGUCCUGAGCUGCGAGUGGUCAUAACCUCAGCUACCAUUGAUCCUGCUAUCUUUGUGGCAUAUUUUGACCAAUGUCCAGUACUGAAAGUGUCCGGCAGAAUGUUUCCCGUCGAUGUAAUUUGGAAAGAUGGUCCGUCUUCCAACGUUGAAAAUUAUCUUCAAGAGGCUGUAAAAACAGCUCGCGAAAUUCACAAUAAGGAGGAUCCAGGGGACAUUCUUGUGUUUCUGACUUCUCCAGAAGAAACGGAACGUGCUUGUGAAAUGUUAACAAAGGUUGAGCGGGAUGCUAACCUAGUUUGUCUUCCUCUCCAUGGAAAGCUACUUCAAGAAGAGCAAAAGAAAGUGUUCGAAGAAGCCGGAGACAAACGUAAGGUGGUAUUUGCUACCAACUGUGCGGAAACCUCUAUCACCAUUCCUGGGAUAAAGUAUAUAGUGGACACUGGUAUGGUGAAGGAAAUGAAGUUCGAACCGAAACGCAACAAAAGUUCUUUAGAGGUAACAACCAUCAACAAAAGUUCUGCUGAACAGCGAAAAGGAAGGGCAGGAAGGACACAAGCAGGGAAGUGCUUUAGACUCUACAGCCAAGAGGAGUACGAGGCAAUGGAAGACCAAUCAAAACCAGAGAUCCUAAGGGUUCAUCUUGGUCAGGCCGUGCUGAAGCUGAUGGAACUUGGCAUUGAAGAUGUCAGAGACUUUGAUUUUGUGGAAUCGCCACCUUUUGACUCAAUAACCCUUGCAUUAGAGUUGUUGAAUUCUCUUGGUGCGAUAACAAACGGAAGACUUACACAGUUGGGAGGCAAAAUUGCUCGUGUUCCGCUAGAGCCACGCUUGGCAAAGGUCCUAUUUGAUGGCAUUGACAAAGGUGUAGGUGCAGAUGCGUUAGCGUUGGUAGCCAUUGCAACUGCAGGUGGGAGCGUUUUCUUCUGCAUGGGAAGCGGAGAGGAGAAGCAGGCAGCUGACUGCAGAAAAUUUUGUUUCUGCCUGAAUGGCGGUGACCUACUGACGUUGUUAGAAGUAUACAGGCAAUACCUCAAGCAACCGAAAGAUUUACCUAAACGAAACAAAUGGGCGGUUGCCAACAGCUUUAAUGCAAAGUCGCUUCGAAUGACAGACGAGACCAUCAAAGAGCUCAAGCUGACGUUAAAGCAUGAAUUGGGCGUAACGAUCCUGGAUACGUUGCAACAAGACGAGAACACUGAUGUGAAACUUCAAAAGAUUUUGUUGUCUUGUUAUGCCACCAACUUAUGCGUAUUUACUGGCCACGAGAAAACAGGAUACAGAGUGUUGUCUUCAAACCAGUGUGUUCAAGUGCAUCCAUCGUCAGCACUUAAGUAUCUUGGGGCAACGCCUCAGUUCAUCGUCUUUGACCAACUGCUCAAAACGUCUCGUGACUUUGUCGUCAACGUUACCACUGUGGAAGAGACGUGGCUGCGGGAAAUGAUUUCUACAGGAGCUCUCAAGUAUGACUUGGAAAACCUACUUUCAACUGUACUGACCGAAAUGGUAGUGCCAUGCAGUACAGAGCUCAUGAAGUUAACGUUUGAAGGAUACAGAGGAGGAAAUCUUAAUCAAAUCGAGAGGAAAAUCGCGAAGUCAUGCGAUGACAGCUUGGUUGUGUUAGAGGAGGACAGAGUUCGUGGGCAAAUAAAAGUAUUCGUUCCUCCAAAGUACACGGCGAAGGCUCUGUCAAUGAUGGAGAGUAUCUUGGAGGAAAGCAGAAAGAUACUGAGGAGUGAGGAAAGAGAGGAGCCUCUGAAAGAAGAAUCUUUGGGAAACAGAAUUGUUUGGGGACAAGGCGGUGAAAUAUACGAAGUACUGAUGCCGGACAUGUACAGAACUGUCACGGUUGAUGAGAUAGAAGAUGGCAACGCAGUGGCUGUAUUAGAUCACCUUAAAACCUUUGGAGACGUAGUGAGGCACAGUUUUAAGGAGCAGAAUGGUAAAAUGGGCAUUUUUGUAACUUUCAAACGUUCUAAGGAUGCGAUUAACGCAGUGAAAAGCUCUUCCAACUCCUCUCUGGAAACUGACGUAAAAGUAAAGCCAGGAUUUAUGAUGUCCAGUAGCAUCCAAAGAAGUGUUUCUCCGUUUAAAGCGAAAGCCAAGUGGAUCCGACGUCGCGGUAAAGGUACAGCAUCUGUGGAAUUUCACAACUGUCAAGAUUUUAAUCGCACGCUUGGUAGAAUACCAUCACUUAUGAUUAAGUCAGAGGUUAUUAUUUUCCAAACGGAUAAGGUUCGCGAACAUCAGAUAUUCCUGAAAGGACUCCACCCCGACACGUCAGAGGAGGACGUAAGGUCUGCUAUCGAAGAGAGACUCCCUGUGGUUAAAGUGAAGAAAGUUUAUAUUUCCCGAACUUCAGAAUUUGAAACACCUGCCAGAACUAUCUAUGCACAGAGGGCAUCCUUGCAGGAACGUCUCAGCGUCUUGGCGACAGAAGGCCAGUUUUCAAUAGACUUGAAAAAGCCUUCUCCCAAAGAUUUUGAGGGAUAUGCUUACCUAUCAUUUCAAGAUCCUGAAGAGGGUCAAGCAGCCAUAAGAGCUCUUAAUGGAACGCAUGUUCCUGGUAUCGGAGUUGUAACCCUGCAUCCCAACCAUGCAACAGUCUUGCUAUGUGACAGAAACGUUUACGCAGCCAUCAGAGGUGAAUUCGAAGAAACAAUCGACACUUUAGACGUAACAUUUAACACAAGACUGAAUGUGAAAGUCAAAGAUCAGCCAAAGCAUAAGCGUGUUGCCAUAGAAAUACAAAGUAACUGUACGGAACACUUCAUCUGUGCUAGCACUGCUUUAACCAAAAUUGUCAAUGGUGAUGAAAUUGACUGCAAAAUUUCUAAAAACCUGGAGAUUCUAUUAACUAACUCAGCGAAAGACGUACUUCAAACAAUUGAGAGGGACUGUAGAACCGUGAUCAAUCAAGAUUGGAAGAACGAGGUUGUCAGAAUUUAUGGACCCAAAAUAAACCGAGAAUCAGCAAAACAAGCUAUAAACAAGUUUCUUGAUGAUUCCAUCGCUGGCAAUAGCCACUCUUGGCAGAUUUAUCUUCGAGGGCCAAACAAGCCCCGCGGACUGCUGAAAGCUCUGUUUAUAAGGUUUGGUGCUAAUCUGCAAGGAUUACGAGACAUUAAUGGUGUCCAGAAGAUCCAUGUUGAGUUUAGAAACCACGUACUCAUCAUAGAGAGUUCAGACGAGGCUGAAAAACUAAUCAACAGUUACGUGGAGGAAUGCUGCAAAAAUCCUCCCCAAGAAUUGUUUCCUGUACAACAAGACCACGAAACCCAAUUAAUUUGUGGUAUAUGUCUAUGCGAUUUGGAUACAAAAGCAGGUGUGUACCGACUUGCUUGCUGUGGUCACGCCUACGAUAAGAGCUGUGUCAUUCAACAACUCAAGUCACCAGAAUUUCCACUGAAGUGUGUCAUAGAACAAUGUGGAGAGCCUCUUGUUUGGAAGGAUUUGCGAAACUUGUUGAAUGACCGUGAAAGAAAGAGGCUCGCUUUAACCGCACUGGGUGAGUACGUCAAAAAAAAUCCUGAAAUUGUGAAAUACUGUCCAACAGCGGGCUGUGACAUGGUAUACUGUGUCUCAACUGAUGAGAGACCCUUCACCUGUGAUGCAUGUCUAGCUCAAACCUGCACAUCUUGUCAUGUGCAAUGGCACAGCGGGCUCACGUGCGCUGAGUUCAAAUCGGAAGUGCAAGCAGGAGGAACGUCUUCUGGAGUGGAUGAUGAAGGACCCAAGAAAUAGUAAGAAAUGUCCCAAAUGCAAGACAUGGAUUGAGAAGAAUCAGGGAUGUAAUCACAAAGAGUACAUGUGUUGGCUGUGCCUGCAGGUGUUUCCAACCAAUGUGUACGAUUAUUGA